CCCUCUCCCUCUCCCUUUCGCUUUCCCCCGUGGGUGCGUGUCCUGGGUGUGGAUCCUCCCCUUGGCUCCAAGCAAGGAAGGAAGGAGGGAGGGGGCAACGAAGGAGGGAGGGCCGGCCGGCAUGCUUCGCGGGCAGGAGGCGGCUGGAGGCGCACACCUGGGCGGCAAGAGGAGCAGGAGCAGAGGGACCCACAGGAGGUGAUGUCUUCCCGACGGAAGGAAAAGUCCAAGAUGGCGGCGGCGGCAUCGUCCUCUGCGUCCGCGGCGCCAGUGGCAGGGAGUUCCAGCGGCGGCAGCAGCAGUGGGGGCUCCCCCUCCCCGGGGGACACUCUACCCUGGAACCUGCCCAAGCAUCAGCGCACCAAGCGCACCAAGUCGGCCUCCGGCAGCAGUGGGACGGUCCUGGACCCGGCUGAGAGGGCCGUCCUCCGCAUUGCAGACGAACGCGACCGGGUCCAGAAGAAAACCUUCACGAAAUGGGUCAACAAGCACCUGCUCAAGGCCCAGCGCCAUGUCAACGACCUCUACGAAGACCUGCGCGACGGGCACAACCUCAUCUCUCUGCUGGAGGUGCUUUCGGGGGACACCCUGCCCCGCGAAAAGGGCCGCAUGCGCUUCCACAAACUCCAGAAUGUGCAGAUUGCCCUGGACUACCUGAAACACCGACAGGUGAAACUGGUCAAUAUCCGGAACGAUGACAUUGCAGACGGGAACCCCAAGCUGACGCUGGGCUUGAUAUGGACCAUCAUCCUCCACUUCCAGAUCUCGGACAUCCAGGUGAGCGGCCAGUCGGAGGACAUGACAGCCAAGGAGAAGCUGCUGCUCUGGUCCCAGCGCAUGGUGGAGGGCUACCAGGGCAUGCGCUGCGACAACUUCACCACCAACUGGCGGGACGGGCGCCUCUUCAACGCCAUCAUCCACCGCCACAAGCCGAUGCUGAUUGACAUGAACAAGGUCUACCGCCAGACCAACGUGGAGAAUUUGGAGCAAGCCUUUUCGGUGGCCGAGCACGACUUGGGGGUCACCCGGCUGCUGGACCCUGAAGACGUGGACGUGCCGCAGCCAGACGAGAAGUCCAUCAUCACCUACGUCUCCUCCCUCUACGACGCCAUGCCGCGGGUCCCGGACGUGCAGGACGGGGUCAAAGCCAACGAGCUGCAGCUGCGCUGGCAGGAGUACUAUGAAGUGGUGACGCUGCUCCUGCAAUGGAUGCGGCAUCACACCCUGGUCUUCGAGGAGCGCAAGUUCCCCGCCAGCUACGAGGAGAUCGAGAUCCUCUGGCGCCAGUUCCUGAAGUUCAAGGAGACGGAGCUCCCUGCCAAGGAGGCCGACAAGAACCGCUCCAAGGCCAUCUACCAGUCCUUCGAGGCGGCCGUCCAGUCCGGGCAGGUGAAGGUGCCCCCUGGCUACCACCCGCUGGACGUGGAGAAGGAGUGGGGCAAGCUGCACGUGGCUAUCCUGGAGCGCGAGAAGCUCCUGCGCUCCGAGUUUGAGAGGUUGGAGCGGCUGCAGCGCAUUGUGAGCAAGCUCCAGAUGGAGUCGGGUCUCUGCGAGGAGCAGCUCAACCAGGCAGACACCCUCCUGCAGUCGGACAUCCGGCUGCUGAAUGCCGGCAAGGCCCCACAGAAGUCGGCCGAGAUUGAGCGGGACCUGGACAAGGCGGAGGCCAUGAUCCGGCUGCUCUUCAACGACGUCCAGGCCCUGAAGGACGGGCGCCACCCGCAGGGGGAGCAGAUGUACCGCAGGGUCUACCGCUUGCACGAGCGCCUGGUGGCCAUCCGCACCGAGUACAACUUGCGACUGAAGUCGGGUCCAGCACCCAUUGUCCAGACGUCCGUGCUAGUUACUCAGCAGCAGCGCGUGCGGCCAGAGCUGGACGACGUGACGCUGCGCUACCUGCAGGAUCUGCUCUCCUGGGUGGAAGAGAACCAGCAGCGCAUUGGGGCCGCCGAGUGGGGUGUGGACCUACCCACCGUGGACUCCCAGUUGGGCAGCCACCGUGGCCUCCACCAGUCCAUUGAGGACUUCCGCCCCAAGAUCGAGCGGGCACGUGCCGACGAGGCUCAACUCUCGCCUGGACCACGGGGUGCCUACCGGGACCUUCUGGGCAAGCUGGACUUGCAGUACGCCAAGCUUCUGAACUCCUCCAAGGCCCGGCUGCGUCACCUGGAGAGCCUGCAGGCCUUUGUGGCGGCGGCCACCAAGGAGCUGAUGUGGCUGAACGAGAAGGAGGAGGAGGAGGUGACCUACGACUGGAGUGAGCGCAACAGCAACAUGGCCGCCAAGAAGGAGAGCUACUCGGGCCUGAUGCGGGAGCUGGAGCAGCGCGAGCGCAAGAUCAAGGAGAUCCAGAGCACCGGUGACCGGCUGCUGCAGGAGGGACACCCAGCCAAGCAGACGGUGGAGGCCUUCCAGGCUGCCUUGCAGACUCAGUGGAGCUGGAUGCUGCAGCUGUGUUGCUGCAUUGAGGCCCACCUCAAGGAGAACACAGCCUACUUCCAGUUCUUCUCAGACGUGAAGGAGGCGGAAGAGUCCCUGCGCAAGACCCAGGAGACCAUGCGGAAGAAGUUUGUGUGCGACCGCUCAGUCACCGUGACGCGCCUGGAGGACCUGCUGCAGGACUCCCAGGACGAGAAGGAGCACCUGGCAGAGUACCAGGCCCACCUGGCAGGGCUGGCCAAGCGCGCCAAGACCAUCGUCCAGCUCAAGCCGCGCAGCCCCUCCUCCCCAGUCAAGGGCCGGUUGCCCAUCCAGGCGGUCUGUGACUACAAGCAGAUGGAGAUCACAGUUCACAAGGGAGACGCCUGCACCCUCCUCAACAACAGCCAGCCCCACAAGUGGAAGGUGCUGAACGCGGCCGGGAGCGAGUCCGUCGUGCCGUCCAUCUGCUUCAUGGUGCCUCCGCCCAACAAGGAGGCACUGGAUGUGGUCAGCAGGUUGGAGGGAACCCACAAAGGCCUGCUAUCGCUCUGGCACCAGAUGCACAUCGACCUACGGAGCCUCCUCUCCUGGCAGCACCUCCAACGGCACAUCCAGCAGAUCCAGUCCUGGACACUCCUCACGUUCCGGACGAUGCCACCUGAGGAGUACAGGCAGGUCCUGCGCAGCCUGGAGACCCACUACCAGGAGUUCCUGCGCAGCAGCCAGGAUGCCCAGAACUUCCUGCCGGACGACCGGCUGCAGGUGGAACGUGAGGUCACCUCCUGCAACCAGAAGUACGAGCUGCUCCUGCGUGGCCUGGAGAAAGGGGAGCAGGAAGAGUCGCUCUGCCGGAACUACAUCUCCCAGCUGAAGGACAUCCGCCUGCAGCUGGAGGGCUGUGAGUCGCGCACCAUCCACAAGAUCCGCCUGCCGCUUGACAAGGACCCCGCCAAGGAGUGCACCCAGCGCAUCACCGACCAGCAGCAAAUCCACCAAGAACUGGAGGGCAUCAAGAAGAACCUGGGGAAAGUGAGUGCCAAGACAGAGCAGGUGCUUGCCCAACCAGAGAAGGCCGGCUCGGCCCCCUCCCUCCACUCUGAGCUGGACCUCACGCUCCAGAAGAUGGACCAGGUCUACAGUCUCUCCAGCAUCUACCUGGAGAAACUGAAGACCAUCCACCUGGUGAUCCGCAGCACUCAGGGGGCGGAGGACCUUAUCCGCAAAUACGAGGAGCAACUGAAGGAUGUGCAGGCGGUGCCUGCGGAUGUCAAGGCCCUGGAGGCAACCAAGGCAGAGCUGAAGCGGCUGCGAGGGCAGGUGGAAGGGCACCAGCCCCUCUUCAGCACCCUGGAGGCGGACCUGGGCAAGGCCAGUGAGGUGAACGAGCGCAUGGUCCGCGGCCACAGCGAGAGGGACAUCGACUUGGACCGCUACCGGGAGCGGGUGCAGCAGCUGCUGGAGCGCUGGCAGGCCAUCCUGGCCCAGAUCGACCUGCGCCAGCGGGAGUUAGACCAACUGGGCCGCCAGCUGCGCUACUACCGCGAGUCCUACGACUGGCUGAUCCAGUGGAUCCAGGAUGCCCGGCAGCGGCAGGAGCGCCUGCAGGCUGUGCCCAUCACCAGCAGCAAGAACGUGCGGGAGCAGCUGCUGCAGGAAAAGAAACUCCUGGAGGAAUGCGAUCGGAAUCGGGAGAAGGUGGAGGAGUGUCAGCGUUUUGCUAAGCAGUAUAUUGAUUCCAUCAAGGACUAUGAGCUUCAACUGGUGACUUACAAAGCCCAGGUGGAACCGGUGGUGUCUCCUGCCAAGAAGCCAAAAGUGCAGUCUGCUUCAGACAGCAUCAUCCAGGAGUACGUGGACCUGCGAACCCGAUACAGCGAGCUGACCACCCUGACCAGCCAGUACCUGAAAUUCAUCACGGACACCCUCCGGCGCCUGGAGGAAGAGGAGAGAGUGGCGGAGAAGCUCAAGGAGGAGGAGCAGCAGCGCCUGGCUGAGGUGGAGGCCCAACUGGAGAAGCAGAGGCAACUGGCCGAGGCCCACGCGAGGGCCAAGGCUCAAGCAGAGCGGGAGGCCCAAGAGCUGCAACGGCGCAUGGAGGAGGAGGUCAGCCGGCGGCAGCUGGUGGCUGUGGAUGCCGAACAGCAGAAGCAGACCAUCCAGCAGGAGCUCUCGCAGGUCAAACAGAGCUCGGACACUCAGAUCCAGGCCAAGCUCAAGCUGAUCGAGGAGGUGGAGUUCAGUCGGCGGAAGGUGGAAGAGGAGAUCCGCCUGGUCCGGCUGCAGCUGGAGACCUCAGAACGGCAGAAGACUGGGGCAGAGGAGGAGCUGCGGGCCCUCCGGGAGCGGGCCGAGGAGGCCGAACGGCAGAAGCGGUUGGCUCAGGAGGAGGCUGAGCGCCUGCGCAAGCAAGUCAAGGAUGAGAGCCAGAAGAAGAAGGAGGCAGAGGAUGAGCUGAAGCGCAAGGUGCAGGCAGAGCAGCAGGCCUCCCGUGAGAAGCAGAAGGCACUUGACGACCUGCAGAAGCUGCGCGUGCAAGCGGAGGAGGCCGAGCGGCGGAUGAAGCAGGCGGAGCUGGAGAAGGCGCGACAGAUCCAGGUGGCCCAAGAGGCAGCCCAGAAAAGCGCCGAGGUGGACCUUCAGAGCCGGCGCCUCUCCUUCGCUGAGAAAACCGCCCAGCUGGAGCUCUCCCUGAAGCAGGAGCACAUCACAGUCACACACCUGCAGGAGGAGGCUGAGCGCUUGAAGAAGCUGCAGCUGGAGGCCGAGCAUUCCCGCGAGGAGGCCGAGAAGGAGGUGGAGAAGUGGCGGCAGAAGGCCAAUGAAGCGUUGCGCCUGAGGCUGCAGGCUGAGGAGGUGGCCCAUGUGAAGGCCCUGGCUCAGGAGGAGGCCGAGAAGCAGAAGGAGGACGCAGAACGCGAAGCCCGGAAGCGCUCCAAGGCUGAAGAGUCAGCCUUGCGGCAGAAGGAGCUAGCCGAGCAGGAGUUGGAAAAGCAGCGGAAGCUAGCCGAGGGAACGGCCCAGCAGAAGUUCCUGGCCGAACAGGAGCUGAUCCGACUGAAGGCCGAGGUGGAGAAUGGGGAGCAGCAGCGCCUGCUGCUGGAUGAGGAGCUCUUCCGUCUCAAGAAUGAGGUGAGCGAAGCCAUCCAGAAGCGGAAGGAGCUGGAGGAGGAACUGGCCAAGCUGCGUACUGAGAUGGAGCUCCUGCUGCAGAGCAAAGCCAAGACCGAGGAGGAGUCCCGCUCCACCAGUGAGAAAUCCAAGCAGAUCCUGGAGGCCGAAGCUAGCAAGCUGCGUGAGCUGGCCGAAGAAGCCGCUCGCCUGCGCGCACUCUCAGAGGAAGCCAAGCGCCAACGUCAACUGGCUGAGGAAGAGGCCGCCCAGCAGCGGGCCGAAGCAGAGCGUAUCCUCAAGGAGAAGCUGGUGGCCCUCAACGAGGCCUCACGGCUGAAGGCUGAAGCAGAGAUCGCCCUGAAGGAGAAAGAGGCAGAGAACGAGCGGCUCAGGCGGCUGGCUGAGGACGAGGCCUACCAGCGCCGGCUGCUGGAGGAGCAGGCCACCCAGCACAAGCAGGACAUCGAGGAGAAGAUUGCACAGCUGAAGAAGUCCUCUGAGAAUGAGCUGCAGCGGCAGAAGAGCCUAGUGGAGGACACCCUGAAGCAGCGGCGCAUUGUGGAGGAGGAGAUUCGCAUCCUCAAGGUGAACUUUGAGAAAGCCUCCCUGGGCAAGACCGACUUGGAGCUGGAGCUCAACCGAAUCAAGCAGAGUGCAGAGGAGAUCCAGCGGAGCAAAGAGAAGGCAGAGCACGAGGCAGAGGAGCUGCGAAAGCUGGCCCUGGAGCAGGAGAACCACCGACGGGAGGCCGAGGCCACAGUAAAGAAGAUCGCAGCAGCCGAGCAAGAGGCUGCCCGGCAGUGCAAGGCAGCCCUGGAUGAGGUUGAGCGCUUGAAGGCCAAGGUGGAAGAAGCCCGGAAGCAGAAGGAGUUGGCCGAGAAGGAAUCAGAGCGGCAAAUCCAGCUGGCCCAGGAAGCAGCCCAUAAGCGGAUCACAGCUGAGGAAAAGGCCCACCUGGCUGCUGUGCAGCAGAAGGAGCAGGAGUUGAUGCAGACCCGGCAGCAGGAGCAGAGCGCCCUAGACAAGCUGCGGGAGGCGGCAGAGCAGGCCAAGAAGGCCGCUGAGGAAGCUGAGUUUGCCCGGAUCAAGGCCGAGCAAGAGGCUGCCUUGUCCCGGCAGCUGGUAGAGGAAGCCGAGCGUAUGAAGCAGCGGGCGGAGGAGGAGGCCCAAGCCCAGGCCAAGGCCCAGGAGGAUGCGGAGAGGCAGCGCAAGGAGGCUGAGCUGGAGGCAGCAAAAAGGGCCCAGGCCGAGCAGGCGGCCCUCAAGCAGAAGCAACUGGCCGAUGCCGAGAUGGCCAAGCACAAGAAGUUUUCAGAACAGACACUGCGGCAGAAGGCCCAGGUGGAGCAGGAGCUGACUAAGGUCAAGCUGCAGCUGGAGCAGACAGACCACCAGAAGAACAUCUUAGAGGAGGAGCAGCAGCGGCUAAAGGACGAAGUGACUGAGGCCAUGAAGCAGAAGGCCCAGGUGGAGGAGGAACUCUUCAAGGUGAAGAUCCAGAUGGAGGAGCUGAUCAAGCUGAAAGCCCGCAUUGAGGGGGAGAACAAGGCGCUGAUCAUGAAGGACAAGGACAACAUGCAGAAGUUCCUGGCCGAAGAAGCUGAGAAGAUGAAGCAGGUGGCGGAGGAGGCUGCCCGGCUAAGCAUAGAGGCCCAGGAGGCUGCCCGCCUGCGGGAGCUGGCUGAGCAGGACCUGGCCCAACAGCGAACCUUGGCAGAGAAGAUCCUGAAGGAGAAGAUGGUGGCCGUCCAGGAAGCCACAAGGCUGAAGGCUGAGGCAGAGAUGCUUCAGAAACAGAAGGACUUGGCUCAGGAACAGGCAAAGAAGCUACAGGAGGACAAAGAGCAGAUGCAGCUCCGCCUCACCGAGGAGGCCGAGGGCUUCCAGAAGACCCUGGAGGCAGAGCGCAAGCGCCAACUGGAGAUCUCCACUGAUGCCGAGCGCCUCAAAGUGCAGGUGACUGAGCUGAGUCUGGCCCAGGCAAAGGCAGAGGAGGAGGCCAAACGGUUCAAAAAGCAGGCAGAGGAGAUCAGUCAGAAAUUGCACCAAACAGAGCUGGCCACCCGGGAGAAGAUGACCUUGGUGCAGACACUGGAGAUCCAGAGACAGCAGAGCGACCAUGACGCUGAGAAGCUGAAGAAAGCCAUUGCGGAGCUUGAGCAGGAGAAGGAGAAGCUGAAGAAGGAGGCAGAGCGGUUGCAACAAAAAUCGGAAGAGAUGCAGAAGGUUCAGAAGGAGCAGCUCCGCCAGGAGACGCAGAUGCUCCAGCAGACAUUCCUGUCAGAAAAGGACAUCCUCCUUCAGAAAGAGAGAUUUGUGGAGGAAGAGAAGGCCAAGCUGGAAAAACUUUUCCAAGAGGAAGUCAAAAAGGCCCGAGACCUGACGGCCGAACAGGAGCACCAGCAGAAGCAGAUGGAGCAAGAGAAGCAGAAGCUGGCGGCUGUCCUUGAGGAAGCCCGCAAGAAGCAGGCAGAAGCGGAGGAAAACGUCCGGCGGAAGCAGGAGGAGCUGCAGCAGUUGGAGAAGCUGCGGCAGAAGCAGGAGAAGCUCCUGGCGGAGGAGAACCAGAAGCUCCGGGAGAGACUGGAACGGCUUCAAGAGGAGCAGCGGGCAGCCCUCUCCCAGACCCGGGAAAUCAUGAUCCAGACCGACGACCUUCCCCAGGAGGUGGCCACUCCUUCUCAGGUGCCUCAGCUGAAAGCAGUGCCUAAUGGCCAAGACAUGAUAGAUGGCAUCUCUCAAAAUGGUGAGGCGGAGCUGGCGUUUGAGGGCCUCCGUCACAAGGUAUCUGCCAAGAAGUUGGCCGAGGCUGGCAUCCUGAGCCGAGAGAACAUCGAUAAACUGGCCAAAGGAAAGGCCACAGUGGAGGAACUCUCCCAGAGGGAAGACAUCCGACGGUACUUGCGAGGAACGAGCUGCAUCGCCGGCCUCCUGCUGAAGCCGAGCAACGAGAAGAUGAGCAUCUACACGGCCAUGAAGCAGCAGGUGCUGAGCCCCGGCACAGCUCUCAUUCUGCUGGAGGCCCAAGCUGCCUCUGGCUACGUAAUAGACCCAGUGAGGAACAAAACCAUGUCUGUCAGCGAAGCAGUGAAAGAAGGAGUGAUUGGGCCCGAACUGCAUAACAAGCUGCUCUCUGCUGAGAGGGCCGUAACUGGGUAUAAAGACCCCUACACAGGGGAAAAGAUAUCCCUCUUCCAAGCAAUGACCAAAGACCUCAUUGUGAAAGACCACGGCAUUCGGCUUCUGGAAGCUCAGAUUGCAACAGGCGGCAUCAUUGAUCCCAUCAACAGCCAUCGCCUUCCUGUGGAAGUGGCCUUCAAACGUGGCUACUUCGACAAAGCAAUGCAGAAGGUCCUCUCAGAUCCCAGCGAUGACACCAAGGGCUUCUUUGACCCCAACACCCAGGAGAACCUGACAUACCUGCAGCUGAUGGAGAGAUGCGUGGCCGACCCCGAGACUGGCCUCUUCCUCUUGCCACUGACAGAUAAAGCUGCUAAAGGAAGGGAGCUGGUCUACACGGACCAGGAGGCCAAGGAUGUCUUCAAGAAAGCCACAGUGUCAGCCCCCUUUGGCAGGUUUCAGGGGAAAACAGUGACCAUCUGGGAAAUCAUCAACUCUGAGUAUUUCACCGUGGAGCAGAGGCGGGACCUCCUGCGCCAGUACAGGACUGGGAAGAUCACUGUGGAGAAGAUCAUCAAAGUCAUCAUCACUGUGAUGGAGGAGAGCGAGAAGAAGAGCCAGCUGUGCUUCGAAGGGAUCCGGGCUCCCGUUCCAGCUUCUGAGCUGCUAGAAAGCAAAGUCAUUGACAAGGAUCUUUACAACCAGCUGCACCAGGGGAAAAAGACUGUCGAGGAACUUGCCAGCAUGGAUCCCAUCAAGAGGUACCUAAAAGGCACCGGUGCCAUUGCAGGCAUCUUGGUUGAGUCGAGUGGCCAGAAGUUGUUGCUCAAUGAUGCCUUGAAGAAAAACCUCCUGAAGCCAGAAAUAGCCCUGAUGCUUCUGGAGGCCCAGGCUGCAACUGGAUACAUCAUUGACCCAGUGAGGAAUGAGCAGCUCCCUGUGGAUGAUGCAGUCAGAUCAGGGAUUGUUGGCCCCGAGCUGCACGAGAAGCUGUUGUCUGCAGAGAAGGCUGUGACAGGCUACAGGGAUCCCUACACGGGACAGGUGGUCUCCCUCUUCCAAGCUCAGAAGAAAGGCCUCAUCCCCAAGGACACCGGGAUCCGUCUGCUGGAUGCUCAGCUUGCCACUGGGGGCAUCGUAGACCCGGUGAACAGCCACCGUCUUCCCCUUGAUGUAGCCUGCAAACGGGGCUACUUCAGUGAAGAGAUGAACAAGGCUUUGUCCGUUCCAGCUGAUGAGACCAAGCUGUAUUACGACCCCAAUUCCCAAGAAAAUCUCACCUAUGCCCAACUGCAGAAGAAAUGCCAAGUGGACAAGAAGACCGGCCUUUGCUUGCUUCCCCUCUCAGACCAGGCCGUCCGGCUUCAGCAGGAAGAGGUCUACUCGGACAGCCAAGCCAAGCAGUCCUUUGAUAAGGCGACACUGGAAGUGCCAGCCGGCAGCCUGAAAGGCAAGACAGUGACCAUCUGGGAGUUGAUUCAUUCAGAAUAUUUGACUGAAGAACAGAGGAGAGAGCUGAUACGGCAGUACAAAACUGGGAAGGUCACCAUUGAAAGGAUCAUCAAGAUCAUCAUCACAAUAAUUGAAGAGACUGAGACCAAGAAGCAAGAGAAGCUGACCUUCAGUGGCUUGCGUGGCCCUGUACCCGCCAGUGAGCUGUUCGAAUCAAAAGUCAUUAGCAAGAAACAGUAUGAGCAACUCAAGGAAGGAAAGAAGUCCGUGAAAGACCUUGCUGAAGUGGCCGCUGUGAAGAGGUAUCUUCAGGGGAGUGACUGCAUUGCAGGGGUGUAUGUAGAGGAAACCAAGGAGAAGCUGAACAUCUAUGAGGCCAUGAGGAGGGCCCUGCUCCUGCCCAGCACAGCCACUGUCCUCUUGGAGGCCCAGGCUGCCACCGGGUUCUUGGUGGAUCCAGUAAGGAACCAGAAAUUCUCUGUCCAUGAGGCUGUCAAGGCUGGUAUUGUGGGACCAGAGCUGCAUGAAAAACUGCUGUCUGCUGAGAAGGCCAUCACAGGCUACAAAGACCCAUAUUCUGGGAACACCAUCUCCCUCUUUGAGGCCAUGAAGAAGGGACUGAUUCUUAAGGACCAUGCGAUACGCCUUCUGGAAGCCCAGAUUGCUACAGGAGGCAUCGUUGACCCUGUGCACAGCCACCGCCUCCCUGUGGAAGUGGCUUAUAAGCGAGGCUACUUCAAUGAGGAGAUGAACCGAACACUCUUAGACCCCACUGAUGACAGCAAGGGCUUCUUCGACCCUAACACGAAGGAGAAUCUCACCUACCUGCAGCUGAAGGAGAGAUGUAUAGAGGACCCUGAAACUGGCCUCUACCUCUUACCAUUGAGGAAACCUGAGACACCCACCGUGGUGGAGACCACUCAGGUGUACACUGAGGCUGAGACCAAGAAGGUGUUUGAGGAGACCCAGAUUGACAUUCCAAGUGGAGACAGUGCUGGUUCCUCCAUGUCUCUGUGGGAAAUCAUGCAUUCUGGCCUUAUCCCCGAGGAGCAGCGCAAGAAGCUGAUGGACGAGUUUCGCUCUGGCAAGGUGACAAAGGAGCGCAUGAUCAUCAUCAUCAUUGAGAUCAUAGAGAAGACAGAGAUCAUCCGGCAGCAAGACCUGACCUCCUAUGACUUUGUCCGACGCCGCAUCACGGCCGAGGAUCUGUAUGAAGCCAGAAUCAUCUCUGUGGAGAUAUACAAUGCCUUGAAGCAGGGCUCCAAGACCAUCCGUGAGAUCCUAGAAAUAGAGACAGUCUGGAAGUAUCUCUAUGGUGCUGGCUGUGUUGCUGGUAUCUACAUCCCAUCCAGCAAACAGAAGCUCAGUAUCUACCAGGCCUUAAAAAGAGGGAUGAUCACUCCAGAAGUGGCUCGACCCCUGCUGGAAGCCCAGGCUGCCACCGGCUUCAUUGUUGACCCCAUCAAGAAUGAGAUGCUCACAGUGGACGAGGCUGUCAGGAAAGCGGUGGUGGGCCCUGAGAUACAUGACCGGCUCCUGUCUGCUGAGAGAGCUGUGACUGGCUACCGUGACCCUUACAGUGAGCAGAAAAUCUCUCUUUUCCAAGCUAUGAAGAAGGACCUCAUUCCAUCUGAGGAAGCUCUCAGACUGCUCGACGCUCAACUGGCCACCGGAGGUAUCAUAGACCCACACUUGGGCUUCCACUUGCCCCUGGAAACAGCUUACCAGCGUGGCUACUUCAAUCGGGAGACCUACGAGAGGCUGUCUGAGCCCAGUGAGAUACGCAGCUAUAUAGACCCCUCCACAGAUGAGAAGCUUAGCUAUGCACAACUCCUAAAGCGCUGCAAGAAGGAUGAGAACACCGGCUGCCUCCUGCUGCACAUCUCUGACACUCGGCAGCUGAGCUUCCGUGGUCUGCGAAAGCAGAUCAGUGUUGAGGAGCUGGUCCGAUCUAAGGUCAUGGAUGAAGCCACUGCCCAGCGCCUGCAGGAAGGCUUAACCUCUGUUGAGGAAGUCUCUAAAGUCCUAAAGAAUUUCCUGGAAGGUACCAGCUGCAUUGCUGGUGUCUAUAUGGACUCCUCCAAGGAGAGACUCUCUGUGUACCAGGCCAUGAAGAAAGGCAUCAUCCGCCCUGGCACAGCCUUUGAACUGCUGGAGGCCCAGGCAGCCACUGGUUAUGUCAUUGAUCCCAUCAAGGGCCUCAAGUUGACUGUGGAGGAGGCGGUGCGGAUGGGCAUCGUAGGCCCAGAGUUCAAGGACAAGCUGCUUUCUGCUGAGAGGGCUGUGACUGGCUACAAAGACCCCUACUCAGGCAAGCUGAUCUCUCUCUUCCAAGCCAUGAAAAAAGGACUGAUCCUGAAAGAUCAUGGGAUCCGUCUGCUGGAAGCUCAGAUUGCCACAGGAGGAAUUAUUGAUCCGGAAGAAAGCCAUCGCCUGCCUGUCGAAGUGGCGUACAAGAGAGGCCUUUUUGAUGAGGAAAUGAAUGAGAUCCUCCUGGAUCCCAGUGACGACACAAAGGGGUUCUUUGACCCAAACACAGAGGAGAACCUAACCUACCUGCAGCUGAUGGAGCGGUGCAUCACUGAUCCGGAGACUGGGAUGUGCCUCCUGCCCUUGAAGGAGAAGAAGCGGGAGAGGAAGACCUCUUCCAAGUCCUCUGUCCGCAAACGCAGAGUGGUGAUUGUUGACCCUGAGACUGGGAAGGAGAUGUCAGUGUAUGAAGCCUACCGCAAAGGCCUUAUCGACCACCAGACCUAUUUGGAGCUCUCCGAACAAGAGUGUGAGUGGGAAGAGAUCACCAUUUCCUCCUCUGAUGGGGUUGUCAAGUCCAUGAUCAUUGACCGGCGGUCAGGGCGGCAGUAUGAUAUUGACGACGCAAUCUCAAAGGGGCUGAUAGACCAGUCUGCCUUGGACCAGUACCGCUCAGGUUCCUUAUCCAUUACAGAGUUUGCCGACAUGCUUUCUGGCAACGUAAGUGGCUUCCGAUCCAGAUCUUCCUCUGUUGGAUCCUCCUCCUCCUAUCCUGUAAGCCCAGCCCAUGUAAGAGCACAACUGACUUCAUGGAGCGAUCCCACUGAAGAAACUGGUCCCAUUGCAGGCAUCCUAGAUACAGACACCCUAGAGAAGGUCUCCAUUACUGAGGCCAUGCGUCGCAACCUCGUGGACAACAUUACUGGCCAGAGGCUCCUGGAGGCUCAAGCCUGCACAGGUGGCAUCAUUGACCCCAGCACUGGGCAGAAGUUUGCCGUCGCUGAUGCCGUCAACAAGAACCUGGUUGAUAAAAUCAUGGUAGACAGGAUCAACCUUGCUCAGAAGGCUUUCUAUGGCUUUGAGGAUCCAAGAACAAAGACCAAGAUGUCUGCUGCCCAGGCCUUGAAGAAGGGCUGGCUGUACUACGAAGCUGGCCAGCGCUUCCUGGAGGUCCAGUACUUGACAGGAGGGCUGAUCGAGCCGGAAGCGACUGGCAGGGUCUCUCUAGAUGAGGCUCUGCAGAAGGGCACCAUUGAUGCACGCACGGCACAGAAACUGCGGGAUGUCAACACCUACUCCAAAUACUUGACCUGCCCCAAAACCAAGCUCAAGAUUUCCUACAAGGACGCCAUGGAGAAAAGCAUGAUUGAGGAGGGGUCAGGUUUGCGUCUUUUGGAAGCUUCAUCACAGUCCAGCAAAGGCUAUUACAGCCCUUACAAUGUUAGCGGCUCGGGCUCUGCGUCCGGCUCCCGAUCUGGCUCUCGAACCGGUUCUAGAUCAGGCUCCAGGCGAGGCAGCUUCGAUGCUACAGGAGGGUCCGGUUUCUCCAUGUCCUUCGCUUCCUCUUCCUACAGUUCCUCAAGUUACGGCCGCCGAUACACAUCUAGCCUGAGCAGCAGUGGCGGCAACACGGAUGCUGCUGACCUGAGUCGCACCUUGACCCACCUGGUUGGGACCUGUGGGUGGGAAGGAAGCCAGGCGCUUCUCCAAAUGCAUGGGAAGCAGCUGCCUGUGGCCUGUUGCUGGAUGUCCAUUUCAACUUCCUUCCUAGUGGCCGCAGACCUCGCACCCUCCUCCCGCUUACCUGGGGAAGGGGAGAACAGCCACUUUGCAGCCACCUUGGAGCAGUUAAUAGGGGCCGUGGGGCCAAUGAUGCUGGAACGGGGCAGGGAGGGGGGCAGCCGCACCCGAGAGAGACCUUCAGAUUGCCCAGCAGGGAUCAUCCGGCUGAUCUCUCAGGAGCGUGCCCAGGUGCCCCGUCUCCAGCUAGAGAAAGGUAGGAGGAGACCCGCCAGGCUGGUUAGAGAGGCUCCCAGGCAGCAGGGAACCCGACUAGCCGGCUUGGUCCCACCAAGGCCUCUUGGGCGGGCCCUUCGCUGUGCAAAACAGGGCAAGGAGGAGCUCCUUGGGGAGGAAAACGUGGGCCAGGCUCUGCCCCAAGGGGGUGACAGGGACUGGCCGAGGGAGGAGUGGAAGGCGCAUGGUCCCGGGGUGCGAGAGCAGCUGCUGUCCCUGCGCCACUGGCUGGACACCCUGGAGAAGAGGCUGCCGGACCUGCAAGGGAAGGGCCCCGCCACAGAGAUCUGGGCCUUGUGUGUGGCCCUUUGGGGCCUCAGGCCAGGCCGCCCCUCUCCUGGCCCUCGGCCACCACCCAUGGGCAACUCAGGGAGCCGGCCCAGCUGCCUGGGGGAGAAGAGCCGCCGGUCAGAGGACUUCCUGAAGGACUCCUACCUGAAGGACUUGGGCCUGGCACCCGGCCGCCGCUCGGCAGGAAGGAACAAUGCAGAGGGCUGCCCGGGACCCCCGGAGAAGCCCCCCCUGAGCCCCGUGGUGAUCGAGAAUGGCUGGAGCGCGGCCCUGGCGGGGCCCGGCAUGGCCCUCCACGGCAGCCCCCUCCCCAAGCAGAACAACCAGGACGUCAAGGUGCAGAACGGCAGCCUCAGCUGCAACCCGCUCAAGGCCCAGCUGGAGGCGGCCGGAGUGGCCUGGAGCCCAGCCGUGGGGCCCCCCGGAGGCCUCUGGCCAUGGAAGCCCCUCACCACCACUGAGGUGACCGAGGUGACUGAAGUGACCGAGACCAUCGUGACAGAGAUCGUGGAGGUGACCGAGUUUCCCGGAGGAGACAAGAGCCGGGAGCCCCUCGUCACCAGGACGGUCAAGGUCCUGACGGACGGCGCUGGAGCCCUACCCCAGGUGUCUGCUUUUGCCGUGGGGCCCCCGUGGGGCCGUGACCAGGAGAGCCUGGGGAAGCUGCUGUCCUGGGUGGGGGACAUGGAGGACCUGGUGGCCGGCCAGAAGCCCCCCUCUUCCGAGGCCAAGGUGGUGAAAGCUCAGCUGCAGGAGCAAAAGGUGGGCUUCCAAGCACAGAGCGGGCUGCAGGGCCAAGGGGCCGUGCUUCUAAGCCCCCCCCCCCUAAAGAAGCCCCUUCUCCUCAUCCCCUGGCAGCUCCUGCGGCGCCUGCUGGACGAGCGGCGGUCCCACGUGGAGAGCCUCCUGCAGGAGAGGAAGUUGCAAGCGCCGCCCGAGGCCAGUGGCCCCACAGAGCAGCAGGGCUGGGACAAGGGCCGGGGCCUCUGCAGCCUCCGGGAGAAGUGGGCUUUCCUGGUCCAGGAGGCGGAAGCCAGGCACUGCUCCCUGGAGCGCAUCCUUCCUGCCGCUCAGGCCUUCCAAGAGUCGGGGGACGCCUUCCAAGAGUGGCUAGUCCGGACGGAGCAGGCGCUGGCCCAGCUCUGGAGGGCCAACGGGAGCCUCAGCCGAGGCCAGGAGGCCUGCGGGCAGGCCCAAUGGGGCUGGGUGCUCCUUGCAGGGGAGGAAGCCCGCCUGGCCCAGGAGAAGAUGGACUCCCUGCGGAUGCGGUUCCUGAUGGUGAGCCAGAGCAGCGCCGACAUCCUGCAGCGCCUGGAGCAGGCUUUGGAGGCCUCCUCACGCCUGGAGCCUGCCCAGGAGGACCUGGCCCUCUGGCUCUCCCGCCUGGAGAAGGAGCUCCCCUCGCAGGGAGAAGGCCCUGUAGCCCCCGCAGACAUGGAGAAGCUUGAGGUGGCUCUGCAGUCAGCCUUGGACCAAGUGUCCCACCUGGAGGCACAGCUGGAGGGUCUGGCCCAGGUGCACCUGGAGGCUGAUGCUCUCCUCUCACAGCUUGAGGAGCAGAAGCUGGUUUCGGCAGGUAUCCUGCACCACCAGGGCCUCGUGGAGCGGCUUGUGCCCAUCGCUGGCCUGAUGCUCAGCCGCCUCCCUCCUGAUGUGCAGCAGCAGGUCCAGCUGCUGGUUCAGCCCCUGCAGGAGCGCACAGAGGGUCUCUUACGCCGGAGUGCUGCUUGCGCUGUGUCCCUGGAGCAGGCCCAGUCGCUAGUGGCACAGUUUGUGGAGGCGCAGGGGGAGCUUUGGCCCUGGCUGCAGGAGACGCGGGGCGCGGUGGAGCAGUUCUCCCCGGAGAGCCUCAGCUGCGAGGCCUUCAAGGAGCAGCAGGAGCUCCUGCAGGGACUUCGGGAGGCCAUUGCCGAGCACAAGCCCCUCAUCACAAAGCUCCAGCGGGUCUCCACCCAGCUUGCCACGCUCAACCCUCAGGAGGCGGCCUCCUUUCUGCAGCACUGCCAGGAAAUGGAAGACCAGUACAGCUGUGUCCGAGAGCGGGUCCGGCAGGCCGCAGGGGUCCUGGAGGAGGCCAUUCCCCGAUACAGUCAGCUGUCGGAGCGGAUGGCACUGAUGGUGGAGUCCUUGGAGCGGCUGCGGAGCCGCCUGCAGCCCCCUUCGGCCGCUGUGAGGGGGGACCCGGCGUGGAUCCAGGAGCAGCUCCGGGAGAACGGCCUGCGCCUGGCAGAACUGGAAAAGCUGGGGGUGGCCCUGGAGACCCUGCGGGGCCAGGGGGCUGAGCUGCUGGCCACCGUGCAGACGAGUGCCAAUGAAGAGAUCCAGGUCCAGGUGGAGCAGUUGCUGCACCAGUGGGAGGAGAUGUGGGCGCAGGGCGAGGAGCGGGAGAGCUGGCUGCAGGGCCUCCUGACACUGGCUGAACGCUUCUGGCACGGCCUCUCGGACCUCGCCGCUGCCCUUGGUGACACCCAACAGGCUGUGAUGGAGCCAAUGGAGGCCUCCUCGGACCCGGGGGCCAUCCGGAUCAGGCUGGAGGCCAUGCAGGUCCUGCGUGAGGAGAUUGACGCGCUGCAGAGUGACCUGGACUCCUUGGGCACCCUUGGUGUGGAGCUGAUGGCGUCCUGCGGAGACCCAGAGAAGCCGGACGUCACGAAGAGCCUGGACGAGCUCUACUCCUGUUGGCAUGGCGUGAGCAAGGCGUGGGCGGAGCGGCAGUCCUGGCUGGAGGAGAAGCUGCAGGCCUCCCUGGCCUACCAGGAGACCUUGCAGAGGCACCUAGGCUGGCUGGGGGAAGCAGAGCUGCGGAUGGCCGAGGCGUUCCUUGUGGCGGGGAACCCGGAGCUGGUGAAGCAGCAGCUCUUGGAGCUGAAGGACUUCAAGAGGGAGCUGUACCAGCGCAAGGUGGAGGUGGAGAGUGCGCGGCCACAGGCGGGGCCCAGGGGGGCUGACGGGAAGGACCCCCCAAAGGCCCUCUGUGACUUCCGUGAACGCUGGAGCCGGCUGGAGGAGGCGGCCGUAGGGCGGCAGCACCAGCUGGAGGCCUCCCUCCUGGGCCUGGGUCAGUUCCAGAGCCAGCUGGAGGAACUGCUGGAGUGGCUGCUGCGCACCACGGAACUGCUGGCGGAGCCCCCCGCCCUCUCCCUGGACCUCCAGAGCUGCGAGAUCGAGCUGGCGAAGCACAAGGUGCUCCGGAAUGACGUCCUGUCCCAUGCCCGGACGGUCCAGUCGGUCAAGGAGGCUGGCCAGGGCCUGUUGCUCUCCGGGGGCGAGGGAGAGGCCGGAGAAGGGCUGCAGGGCCGCCUCCAGGAGCUGAGCCAACGCUGGGACGCUGUGCUGGGGCAGACCGAGAGCCGGCAGAUGCAGCUGGAGAGCAACCUGGGGCAGGUGCAGGACAUCACCCUGGAGAUCACGGACCUCCUCCAAUGGCUGGAGCGUGUGGAGCUGCAGCUCUGCUUCCACAAGCCGGUCUGGGGCCAGCCGGAAGCCACCAAGGACAAGCUGGUCGCCCACAUGGAGCUCUGCAAGGAAAUGGAGGCCAAGCAGCCGGAGUUCAACAACCUCCGAGAGGCAGCGCAGCGGCUGCUGUCUGCAGGGCAUUCUCCCCGGCCCUCAAGCAGUAGCAGCACGGAGCACAGCCUGAGCCUCCUGGAACAGAAGUGGGGCAGCGUGGCCGGACAGCUGCAGGAGAGGAAGGAGCAGCUCAGCGAAGGCCUGGCGGUCACUACUGAGUUCCACUCCUCCGUCCAGCAACUGCUGUCCUGGGUGGAGCGGACGGAGGAGGCCCUAGGGGCCCUUCCUGCCCCCAGCUGUGUCCUGGAGACCAUCGCUGACCAGAUCCAGGAGCAGAAGGCCCUAGCCAAGGAAGCCCACUCCCAGAGCGAGAAGCUGGCCAGCCUGGAGGCGCUGGCUGCUCGUAUGCAGGACCGCAGCACUGUCCAGAGCCUGGUACUGAGUGCUAGGGAGCGGCUGGCCAGAGUGGCCCAGCAAGUCGCCGAGAGGGGAGCACUGCUGGAGGAAGCCCGACAGCGCGCCAGGCAGUUCAGUGAGUCCUGGCAGCUCCUCCUGGACUGGCUGGAAGAGGUGGACCUGGCCCAGGGGCUGCCCAGCGAUGUGGCCGCGGGACAAGAGGCCAUCAGGACCCUUCUUGGGGAGCACAAGGAGUUUCAGAAGGGCCUGCGCAGCAAGCGCCCUGUGUACGAGGCCACUCUGCGGAGCGGGCGCCUCCUCCGUGAGAAGGCCUCACUGCCAGAGGAUGCCCAGUCGCUGGAGGAGAUGCUGCGGGAGCUGAAGGAGCGCUGGGGAGCGGUCAGCAGCUGGGCGGCCGAGAGGCAGCGCAAGCUGGAAGAGAGCCUGCUCUUCUCCGGCCGCUUCACGGACGCUCUGCAGACCCUGAUGGACUGGCUGUACCAGGUGGAGCCACAACUGGCCGAGGAGAGCCCCGUGGCUGGAGACAGGGACCUGGUCCUCUCCCUCAUGGACAAGCACAAGGCAUUCCAACGGGAGCUGGGCCAGCGGGCGAGCUGCAUCAAGGCACUGCAGCGCUGCAUGCGGGACCUGAUCCGGGGGAAUGACAGUGGCGGCAGAGCCUCCUCAGGGGAUGCACAGUGGCUGCACAGCCAGGUGGAGGAGCUGGGCCUGCGUUGGGAGCUCAUCUGCCGGCUCUCCCUCUCCAAGCAGGACCGGCUGGAGGCCGCCCUCAGGCAGGCAAAGGAGUUCCACAGACUGGUGCACUCCUUCCUGGGCCGCCUCUCAGAGCUUGAGAACUCCAUCAAGUAUGGGGCCCUUCCGGAGGACGUGGCAGCCAUCCAGCAGAGCCAGGAGCACAUGAAGGAGCUGCGCCAGGGACUGCAGUGCCAGCAGCUGGAGCUGGAGUGCAUCGCUUCCCUGGGAGAGGAGAUCCUGAGCGCCUGCCACCCGGACGCCGCCAUCGCCAUCAAGUCCUGGCUCACCAUCACCAAGACCCGCUUCCAGGAGGUGCUCAGCUGGUCCCAGCAGCAGGAGGAGCGCCUCCAGGCCCACGGGGCCUCCCUCGUGGCAGAGCAGGAGGAGGUGGCGCGCCUCACGGACUGGAUCAGAGCCGCGGAGGAAGCCCUGGGCCUGAGGGACGAGGAGCCCCUCCCGGAGGACACCUUGCAGCUGGAGGAGCUCAGCCGGCAGCACGCAGUCUUCAUGGAGGAACUGAACCGCAAGCAGCCAGAGGUGGAGAAGGUCACCAAGAGCUGCAAGCCCCCAGCGCCCUCCGAAUUGGGAGCAGUGCCCGCCCCCCGCAGGCUGGCUUCCCGGCGACGCAGCAUCGGGAGACUUUGCCCCAGAGGUCCUGCUGCCCGGCUCCAGGAGGAGGAGCACCCGGGGCCCCAGAAGCCCCUCCUGACCCUCCUGGCCCACCGCUGGCAGCAGCUCUGGCUCCUGGCCCUCGACCGGCAGUACCGCCUCCAGAAUGCCCAGCAGCGCCAGAGAGAGCUGGAGGCAUUCUCCCACUUUGACUUUGCCGUCUGGCGGAAGCGCUACCUGCAGUGGAUCAGCCGCCUGAAGUCACGGGUCCUGGACAUCUUCCGGGGCAUCGACCGGGACCAGGACGGGCGCGUCUCCCUGCAGGAGUUCAUCCAGAGCGUCCUUUCCUCCAAGUUCCCCACCAAUGCUCUGGAGAUGAACGCUGUGGCCAACAUCUUCGACAUGAAUAGGGACGGCUUCAUUGACUACUACGAGUUCGUCAGCACGCUGCACCCCACCCGGGAUCCGAUGCACAGGGCGGCUGACGCGGACCAGAUCCAGGAUGAGGUGAACCGGCAGGUGGCCCAAUGCAGCUGCGCCAAGCGCUUCCAGGUGGAGCAGAUCAGUGCCAACCGGUACAGAUUUGGGGAGUCCCAGCAGCUGCGCAUGGUCCGCAUCUUGCGCAGCACCCUGAUGGUACGGGUGGGAGGAGGCUGGAUCGCGCUGGACGAGUUCCUGGUGAAGAACGACCCCUGCCGAGUGAAGGGGAGGACGAAUGUCAAGAUCAAUGAGAAGUACCUCUCCGCGGACCCUCCAGGGGCCAAAGGGGGCAGCAGCCAGUCGGCCCCCGCCUCCAAGGCCCUCUCGCCCAGCAGCUCCAGCCUCAGCCUCUACAGCAGCGCCUCCGCCCCCAGCAGUCCCCUCGGCAAGAAGGCAGUCCUGCGCAGGACGCGCUCCGGGGACCGGUGCCCCCGCUCCUCCUGUGCUCCUCGUGAGGAAGACGGGGCUGAGGCGGCCUUUGCCGGCCUGGCGCCAGACGGAGAGGAUCCUCAGGCUGAGGCCGGGCCCCCAGACCCGCCUGGAGAGCCCCCACCCUGAAGGAGGACGGAGCCACAAAGCUGCCUGCCUGUGGGGCUCCUGUGGGGCGGCCCUUUCUCCCGUGGGGCCCCUGGAAGGAGGGAGAGGGGCGGGAGAGCAGGCGGGACACUUCUCGGAAAGCUCAGAGGGGGCCGGGACCUGUGCCUGUGGGCCUGCCCCACACAGUCCCUUGCACACGCUUGCCUUUGGCCUCCCUCACCCUCCUCCUUGCCAUCUGGGGAGAUGACUCCAUGGGGUGCUCUCCUGCUGGUUUGGGGCCACUGGCCCUCUCCGGUCUCUGCUUCUCUCUGUGGAGGAAAGGCACCCCUCACCUGGGAGGCCCAUGGGGGGAAGGAAGGAAGGAAGGAGGGGGCCUGGUGGGGUCAGGGGUCACACUUGCCUGUCCCCUGCCCCCUCUGCUCCUGGGGGACACCCCUCUCCUCUAAGGGUCAAGCAGGGCCGGGAUGUCUCUCUGGUUGGGGCAGUGCUACCUCCCUGGGAACAAUAAAGACUUGGAGAUUUCUGUA
Messenger RNA from Anolis sagrei ordinatus, 21476 nucleotides. The record is from RefSeq and is a predicted model, not a curated record. Lineage: Eukaryota; Metazoa; Chordata; Lepidosauria; Squamata; Anolidae.